Empidonax traillii (willow flycatcher) is the source of this 2513-nucleotide messenger RNA. It is a transcript of the gene TNFRSF8, whose product is annotated as TNF receptor superfamily member 8. Bases 269 to 1714 code for a protein of 481 amino acids. The transcript has 11 exons. The record is from RefSeq and is a predicted model, not a curated record. Gene Ontology annotation, molecular function: protein binding. NCBI's taxonomy places the organism in Eukaryota, Metazoa, Chordata, Aves, Passeriformes, Tyrannidae.
CGCUUUGGGUUUGUUCUUUUUUUUUAGGUUUCUUCUGGGGACAGCCCCCCCCUCGCCCUCCCCCUCCCUUCUAAAUUAUUUUCUCACCUCGCUUGAGUCUCAAAGCCUGUCCCCUGCUUGCCUGGAACAGCUGGAAUGGCCCUGGACUGAGUGAACAGGCACGGAGUGAGGCUGGGCUGGAGCCUGGAGGGAUCUCGGGCUCCAGAAGGGGCACCCUGGCCGUGCCACCUGCGAUGCUGGGAGCCAGGGACACCUAAACCCACCUCAGAUGGCUGCCCGCAGCCUGGCACCGGCACUGGGGCUCCUGCUGCUUCUCCAGGACAUCCAGACAUCCCUGCAGAUAUCAUUAACCUGUGACACACGUGGAAAUUGGUUCUAUGAUGAAACUUCACAAAGCUGCUGUUACCAGUGUCCCUCAGGCUCUGUUAACAAGAAAGCUUGUCCUCAGGACCCAUCUGCAGACUGCAUAAGGUGUGGGCCUGGGCAAUAUGUCAACACAGAAAACCUGAGGCCACGAUGUGAUGCCUGUGUCUUAUGCAAAGAAUCGGAUCUGGUGGAGAAGGAGCCCUGCUCCUUCACCUCCGGCCGCAAGUGCGAGUGCAGGCCAGGCCUGUUCUGCCAGCUCAACCACCCCUACACCUGCCACCGGUGCCAGCCCCACACCCCCUGCCAGCCUGGCUUCGGGGUCCAAGUCAGAGGCAACUCAACACAUGAUGUCACUUGUGAAGAGUGCCCUGCUGGGACCUUCUCUGACCAAAGCUCCAGCACUGACAUCUGCAGGCCCCACACGGACUGUGCCAAGUUAAACAAGGUGGCACUGAGCAAAGGAAAUGCCACACACGAUCAGGUUUGCCUGGACCAGUCGCCCACCUACCUCACCCAAAGCACUUUGCCCACGAGACUCAGCCAUGAAACAAAUCACUCUGACCUGAGGAGGCUUGAGGAGAGCCUGGUGACCACUGCUAGUGGAGAUCUUCCAAGUGCCACUACGACUGAAAACCCCAGUUCAACUCCUGAGGAGAAAGCUCUGAGUGGCACUUUUCCCACCUCAGCCAAGGGGGAGAUGACAAUGGGAGGUGUGGUGCUCUGGGCAGUGGUUCUCUGUGUGAUUGUGCUCCUCGGGGCCGUGCUGUUCUUCUGGAAGUGGAAGCUUUGCAAGAAGCGGAUCCUGGUCCUCAAAGGAAAGCCCCAUCUGCAUUCUGUCAUCGCACACAAAUACGGCCUCAAAUCGCCAGGUCCUGACCUAGGGCACAGAUGUGCAAAGAUCCUCCUGAGCCCUGAGAGUGGGCCAGAAGAGAAGGAGUUAAUUGACAGAACCCUCCCUUUGGAAACCAACAAUAACUUGGUCUCCAGUACAGAAAAAGCACCGAGUCCCCCUCGGGGUGUGGCUGAGGUGACACCCAGCAGUGGGAACAGCCCAGAUUGUCCUGUGGAUUCUCGAGUCAGAGACCACACAAACAACAGAAUUGAAAAGCUCUACAUCAUGAAGGCCGACACUGUUAUCGUGGGCUCCAUCGCAGAAGUGGCCGGUGGCAAGAACUGCCCUGGCAGAGGAUGUGAAAGUAACUCUGACACCCAGGAAAUCGUGGAAGAGGAACUGGCAAUGCACUACCCAGAGCAGGAAACAGAGUCCUUUCCAGGGAAUGAUGUCAUGGUUCCCGUGGAAGAGGAGGGAAAGGAGUUUCACCACCCCACCACUGCCACAGAGAAGUGAGAGCCCGUGGAGAUGAGGAGCUGCAGGGACAUCCAGUGCUGCACUAAGUCUGACUCUGUGACAAGGGAGGUAAACACACAGUGCCUUGGGUUAUUGGAAAACUCCUGGAAAACACCAAAACACACUCAAACAAGGAGGGCUAGAACCUCCUUCAUCUACCAAACAACAGGAUCAUCCAAACCGUUGGCCUUCGUAGCUGACAUCAAAUAUUCCUCUUUCCCUCUCUCUCCCCGUGUGAUGCUGGAAACAAAUUUGAAUCAAAGCUGCCCAAUUUAGAGGACAUCUGGACGUCAGCUGAAGUUUCCCAGCUUGCUUUCUCUGCAUGAAGGAAUGGGUUGAAAUCUAUGUCUGGUUACUUCUGUUAGUAGGGAAAAUUCUGGCUGGGAUUCCGAGGCAAGCUUGAGAUUCAGCCAUGGAUGUUGUCGAUUAGGUUGUUUUACUUUCAGUACUUCCAGUUUUGUCGCAUAUUUUGCAACAUCUGGCAUUUUCUUAAGGCCUCAACUCUUGACUGAAAGUGAUGACAACUUCAGUUUUCCCCAGCACAACCAACUCUCAGGAUUGUGGACUUUAUGUUUCUUGAGGAAAUAGGAUCAAAAGGUGCCACCCAGGCUCAGAAAACAGAAGGCAAAUAAAACUAAUUGAAGUCCACUGCACUUCAGGCCAUUCUUUCUAGGUUUUGAAGUUUGAUUCAUGUUUUUAACUACUUCAAAUCACCUCUGAGUGUAUGAAAUGGCCUCUUCUGAUGGAAACUGGUUAGUGGAUGAACUAUGGGUUUAACCCAGUGAGGAGCCUGUAAAAA